AUAACGCGAGAGGACACCAGAGGACUUCUUGACCUAUCCGGGCGGGGCGGGGAAGACGAAAAGGUGGUGGUGAGGCUGGGCCUUUCCGGGGGCGAUGUCGUCUGCAUUCUCAGUCAGCAAGUUCCCCGUCAGCAUCCCCGCCGUGAUCACGCAGACGGACUGGACGGAGCCCUGGCUCGUGGGGCUGGCUGCCUUCCACGUGCUCUGUGCGCUGCUCACCUGCUUCUCAUCGCGGAGCUAUAAGCUGCAGGUGGGGCACUUCCUGUGCCUGGUGACCUUAGUCUACUGCGCGGAGUACAUCAAUGAAGCGGCGGCAGUGAACUGGAGGUUGUUCUCGAAAUACCAGUAUUUCGACUCGAGGGGCAUGUUCAUCUCCAUAGUGUUCUCGGCGCCCCUGCUGCUCAACGCCCUGGCCAUCGUGGUCCUGUGGGUGCGCAAGACCCUGACCGAGAUGACCGAGCUGAGGACCCUGCAGGAGAGGCGGAGGGCGAGGAGCAGACCCAAGGAGGAGUGACGGCUCGGAGCCGGCCCCGCGCGAGCAUCCUUCAGACCCCGUCUGCUCCUGGAACGCACCUAGACCAGCUUCUAGGACAGAGUUUACCGCACGUCCACCAGGGCCCUCGCUGGGCCUGCAGGGGCUCCCAUCUCUCCAGUUAAGUUGUAAACAGACAGAGCCGCGCACGCCGCCACGCGCCCACAGCACUCCUGCGACCGUGUGAGCUGCCAGACGUCCGUCCACGUGGGGACGGUGACUGAGUGAGGGACAGUGCCAUCCACGCGUGGGCACCUCUGUCACCCCGUCACCCCAGUCAACCCCAUCACCUCCAUCACCCCUAUCAUCCCCGUCACCUCCUAUCACCUCCAUCACCCCGUCACCUCUGUCACCCCCGUCAACCCCCAUCACCUCCGUCACCUCCAUCACGCCUGUCACCCCCAUCACCUCCGUCACCCCGUGUCACCUCCGUCACCCCCAUCAACCCCCAUCACCUCCAUCACCCCUAUCAUCCCCGUCACCUCCUGUCACCUCCAUCACCCCAUCACCUCUGUCACCCCGUCACCCCCAUCAACCCCCAUCACCUCCAUCACCCCUAUCAUCCCCGUCACCUCCUAUCACCUCCAUCACCUCCUAUCACCUCCAUCACCUCCAUCACCCUCCAUCACCUCCAUCACCCCGUCACCUUUUAUCACCCCGUCAUCCCCAUCACCUCCGUCACCCUGUCACCCCCGUCAACUCCCAUCACCCCCAUCAUCUCCUAUCACCUCCAUCACCCCUGUCACCUCCAUCACCCCCGUCACCUCCAUCACCCUGUGUCACCUCGUGUCACCCCGUGUCACCUCCAUCACCCCCUGUCACCUCCCAUCACCCCGUCAUCCCCAUCACCUCCGUCACCCUGUCAUCCCCGUCAACCCCCAUCACCCCCAUCAUCUCCUAUCACCUCCAUCACCCCUGUCACCUCCAUCACCUCCGUCACCCCGUGUCACCUCGUGUCACCCUGGUUUGCACAGCGGUGGCCUCUCUGUGUGGUGCUGCCACAGGACAGAACACGAGGGGCUGCCUUGCCUUUCAUCCAGUUAGAGAUGUGACGACACUCGGAGGCCCCGGGUCGGGAUCCACGGAAGCAGUGGCUGGAUGAGCCCCUUGAGUUGUUUUCUGGAAGGAAAGUUACAAGUAAACACAGUCAACAUUCACCUGUUUCAACUAACAGAUUUUUUUUAUGGCAAAUACAAAGAUUGAUUAUA
Messenger RNA from Balaenoptera acutorostrata (minke whale), 1740 nucleotides. RefSeq names its product transmembrane protein 18 (gene TMEM18). The record is from RefSeq and is a predicted model, not a curated record. The transcript has 5 exons. Bases 95 to 514 code for a protein of 139 amino acids. Gene Ontology annotation, cellular component: nuclear membrane. NCBI's taxonomy places the organism in Eukaryota, Metazoa, Chordata, Mammalia, Artiodactyla, Balaenopteridae.